Nicotiana tabacum (common tobacco) is the source of this 1679-nucleotide messenger RNA. NCBI's taxonomy places the organism in Eukaryota, Viridiplantae, Streptophyta, Magnoliopsida, Solanales, Solanaceae. The record is from RefSeq and is a predicted model, not a curated record.
ACUACUCAUAAAAACCCCCGCCUGUCUCCACAUUCAAAUUAAAACGGUAAAGAUAAAAAAGUUCACCAUUUUCUCAGUUUCAGACAAAUCGAUCGGAAUCUGACCGGAAAAUGGAACAGAAGAAAGCGUCACAAACGUCAUGCAUCCCAUCACCCUUCCAGGACCUCCCAUUUAAAGAAAUCUCCAAUUUCAAAACUCCAAAGCCUUCACGAUAUGCAGCAAAGUUCAGUUCUCCUUCUCCUACACCGGUUCACCGCCAGCCGGAGUUCUUCACCGCCUCUAAAACCCCGCCGGUAUCCUCCAUACGCCGUCGUGGAAUCAUGAAGCCGUCGGCGGUGAAGUCGAGUGCUGCUGCUCGAAGAUUAAAGGCGUUCGAGCUCGAGCAAGCGAAAUCAGCACGAAAGGCGUUGAUUAACAAAGAGAGAUCGUUGAAAUCACUCGCGAAGUCGCUUACCGUGUGGCUGAAUUUCUUGUUUGAAAACCCUACCUCUUGUGGCUGCGAUGUCUCGAGUUUCACCGGAGGAUUUGAGACGUCCAAUCGGCUGCCGUGUGUUGCCGGAAAUGGGAAGAGGAGGGAGAGUGAGGCAGGGCACAACACUGUUGGAGUUGAUGUGCUGUGGCGAGGGCCCAAGAGGCAGAGGCAUUUAUCCUCAAAUUUUGAAGAUGAAGAGACAACAGCAUUUUCAGAUUCCAUGUUUACGGGACUUAAAGCUUCGUUGACUGAGAUUUGCAGCUUUGAUGAUUUAAAGGAGAGGAUGAGUGGUUACCUCAGCUUGGGAAGCUGUAAAGAGGUUUUUGUUACAAUGACUCAAGUAACAAAGACCAUUGAUGAAGGACGCCUGAAAAUGAGAGCUCAUUGUCCCAUGGUAACCGAUGUUGGAAUGAAGGAGAAAGCCUUGAGAACUCUUAUGUGUUAUAACCCCGUUUGGCUUCGGAUUGGAUUGUACAUACUCUUGGGGGGUGACACCUUGUUACCAAAUGGAGAUGUCAAUUCUGAACAAGAAAUUGCCUUCUUGAAGAUAGUGCUUGAUAAGCAGUUUUUCUCACAUGUUGGUCUAGCAAAGACCUAUGCUUAUAACAAGUUAGUGGAGGGUUUAUAUAGACCUGGAUACUAUGAAAAGUUAGGCAAUAUUGUCUUGAAGAGAUUUUUGUUGCUUGUUCUCAUACUAGAUAGAGUCAAAACUCAGAGUAGUCUGCCACUUAAAUAUGGUAUUGACGCACAAGAUGGAGGAUCUCCUCUAUUGUUCUCUUUGCAAUCAGAUGCUAAAUCUAGCCGUCAACUGAUCAACAAGUUCUUAUCAUCCGAUGUGAUGCAUGGUGAAGGCAAUCUACUUGCGCAUCUUGUCAUCGUAGGCUAUAAAGUGACAUAUCAACAGAAUCCUUUGCUUGAGUAUCACUUUGGUGUGGCUGAUUUAUUUAAGGACCUUCAGGAUGGCAUUCGACUUUGCAGAGCCAUUCAACUCUUGCAACAUGAUCCUUCUAUCCUCUCGAAAAUGGUAGUUCCCUCAGAUACUCGCAAGAAGAGUCUGGUGAACUGUGGCACAGUUCUACAAUUUCUCAGGGAGGCAGGUGUCCCAUUGUGUGAUCAAGAUGGAACACUUAUUAUGGCAGAAGACAUCGUUGAUGGAGACAAGGAGCUCACCAUUUCAUUGCUCUGGAACAUCUUUGUGCACUUGCAG